GCGGCGCUCGAGAUUGAGCGAGACUGCUGCUGCUGCGCUCGCGAAAGAGCGGCGGAGACGGCGAGCGGCGGCGAAGCCGUCCAUGGUCCGGUGAAGCAGAAGAAAAUAAAAACAAGCUGCUCGUCCGCUGAUAUUUCCCCCGUGACAGGCUGCGGCUAGCACGAUGCCGUUAGGCAAGAGCUUUAGGAUCUACCACAAAGUAAGACCUCCGAAUCCGUACAGUGUCCUGCUCGAACAGAGAGCGAAAAAUGAGACCCUGCUCUUCGAGUCCCGCGCCGUGGCCGUCUUGUCACAACAAGAAACGGACACAGUCAAGAAGGAAUACACCAUGCUGUUGGAUGCUCAUGGGUGCUUGGGUGUUCUGCAGCUGACAUCUGGCGACGCCGUGGUGCAGCUGCUGGUCCUCGUCACGGGCUGCCAGUCGGUGGGCAAGCUGGGCGCUUCGGAGGUGUUCCGCAUCACGGACACGCUCUUCGUGUCUCUGCGCAACAACGCCCAAGACCUGGAGAAGGUGCAGGAGGUGCGCAAGGUGCUCAACGCGGGCACUUUCUUCUUCGUCUGGACUCCCUCUGGCAGCACUGGCCAGCCCCUGGACCUCACCCUGUGCGCCCAGCGGGCGGUCGUGACCAGCGACACCGACAACCGCUUCUUCUGGAACCGUACCCUGCACAUUCCCCUGUUGCGCUAUGGGGUGGACUGUUCCCGCUGGCUUCUCCGCGCCGUCUGCGGAGGCGUGGAAAUGCGCACGAUUUACUUGGGAGGCCAGCAGGCCAAGGCGUGCCUCAUCUCGAGGCUCAGCUGCGAGCGGGCAGGCACGCGAUUCAACGUCCGGGGCACCAACGACGACGGACAUGUCGCCAACUUCGUCGAGACCGAACAGGUCAUCUACCUCGAAGACCAGAUCACGUCCUACGUGCAGACCAGGGGCUCUGUUCCCCUGUUCUGGGAACAGCCAGGAGUGCAGGUUGGUUCCCACCGAGUGAAGAUGUCAAGAGGCAGUGAAGCGUCCGUGCCGGCUUUUGAAAGGCACAUGUCCAUGAUCAAGGAACGAUACGGUGAUCAAGUCAUCAUCAACCUUCUCGGCAGCAAAGAGGGGGAGACCAUGCUUACCCAGAUGUUUCAGCAUCAUCAGAAAGCGUCACGUCGAAAGACGUCGAUGGUGUCGUUCGACUACCACGCGUUGUGUCGCGGUGGGCGUCAAGACAACCUGAUUCAUCUCAAGAACCAGAUCUCUCCUCACCUGACAAGCUUCGGCUGCUUCUACUUCGAUGGUCACAGCGUGCAAGGGCAGCAGACUGGGACGUUCCGUACCAAUUGCCUGGACUGCUUGGACAGGACAAAUUCUGUGCAGACAUUCAUUGGACUGGAGGUGUUGCCGGGUCAGGUGGCAUGCCUCGGCCUCCAUGACAAGCCCCAGGUAGCCUCGAGGUUCCUGGAGGUAUUCCGGCAAAUGUGGGUACAAAAUGGCGACCAAGUGAGCAAGAUCUACGCCGGCACAGGCGCCCUCGAAGGGAAGUCCAAGCUGAAGGACGGCUCUCGGUCGAUGGUGCGGACAAUCCAGAACAACCUCCUGGACAGCAGCAAGCAGGAGGCCAUUGACGUGCUCCUCCUGGGGAGUGCUAUGUGCAGCGAGUUAGCCGACAGAGCACGGGCCCUCCUGCCCACUGCCAUGCUGCACUUGCCCCCCAGCCUGCUGAGGGCCAUGUGCGUGCGGCAGCUGGAAUACACGAUUCCCCUCAAGGCCCGUGUGACGGUGGCGACGUGGAACGUCAACGGGGGCAAGCACUUCAACAGCGUGGUGUUCCGCAACCACCCCAUGUCGGACUGGCUCGUCGACAAUAGCGCCGUCGGCGGAGGAUGCGCCUUGGUUGACGUGAGCCACCAGGUGGACAAGACUGCCACGGACAUCUUUGCGAUUGGUUUCGAGGAGAUCGUUGACCUCAACGCCAGCAAUAUUGUGAACGCCAGCUCAGCCAAUCAGAAGGAGUGGCUGGUGGAGCUGCAGAAAACCAUAAGCCGGGACCACAAGUAUGUCCUCCUCACGUCGGCGCAGCUUGUGGGUGUCUGCCUCUUCGUCUUCAUCAGGCCGGAACAUGCUCCAUUCAUACGGGAUGUCGCAGUGGAUUCAGUGAAGACCGGCCUGGGCGGCGCGGCGGGGAACAAGGGAGGUGUGGCGAUCCGCUUCCUGUACCACAGCACCUCGCUGUGCUUUGUGUGCGCCCACUUUGCGGCUGGGCAGUCCAAGGUCGCCGAGCGUAACGCAGAUUACGCCGAGAUUGCGCGCAAGGCCUCUUUUCCAAUGGGCCGUACCCUGAACUCGCACGACUACGUGUUCUGGUGCGGGGACUUCAACUACCGAGUGGAUCUGGAGAACGAUGAUGUCAAGGACCUGGUUCGGCAGGGCAACUGGGCCGAGCUGCUCAAGUACGACCAGCUCAGGGUCCAGCAGCAGCAGGGGCAGGUGUUCAAGAACUUCCUGGAGGGGGAGAUCAACUUUGCCCCAACGUACAAGUACGACCUGUUCUCGGACGACUACGACACGAGCGACAAGUGUCGGAUCCCGGCCUGGACGGACCGCAUCCUCUUCAGGAGGAGGCGGCUCUUCUCCGAGGCCGAUGAUCCCUUCUGGAGUCCGGGACGGAUAGCACACUAUGGAAGGGCGGAGCUAAAGACGUCGGACCACAGGCCAGUGGUUGCGGACAUCGACAUUGAGGUGUGCCGCGUAGACGAAGCGGUCCGGGAGCAGACCUUCCAGGAGGUCAUCGAGGUGAUGGGGCCUCCAGACGGCACGGUGGUGGUGCGCGUUGACGAGGAAGGCGGCUCCUUCGACGACCACUUCCUCUCCGCUCUUGUCCACGCCUUCUCAUCAUUCGGGGAGGUCGUCCUCAUCAGGUUUGUGGCCGAAAUGCUCUGGGUGACCUUCUCGGAGGGGCAGAGCGCCCUGGCAGCCAUUCAGCUGUCUGGAACGGAGGUGGAUGGACAUCGCGUUGCGGUCACCCUCAAGACUCCAGAGUGGACGCGGGCCAUCGACCAGGAACUGAAGCUGUGCUGCAACAACACAGUUCCGCUCGCGGAUCUUUCCUGCCAGGAGGCGGAGGACGACAUCACGCCACCGGAGUCGGACUUUGCAGCCGCGGAUGACUGGUCGAACAACUAUGACUGCCAGUCUCAGUCGUCGUCAGGCCGAAGCAGCCCGUCGUUCGCCAGCGAGACAGGAUUGGCCGACGGGGUGCUGGCUCCUCCCCCUCCCGUGCCGGGGAGAGCCACGCCCACGGCGAACCCGCCCAGCAGGCCGCCGCCUCCCCAGAGGCCGCCUCCCCCUCAGAGGCCUCCGCCCCCUCAGAGACCUCCCCCUCCGCCGGAGCCGGAGGUUAAACCCGCCACACAAGAGCAGACUGCAGUGACUUCGCUGCCGCCACGACGGGUUCCGCCCCCUCGACCGGUGCCGCCGCCCAUCAGGCCCCCGCCACCCGCCUCUGUUGCGGCGUUGGAGGAAUCAAACGGGAGUGCCCCGCCCCCGGACACGCCCCCUCCUCCGCUGCCACCCCCUAGGGUUGACUCGUUUGAGAAGAGCCCACCGGAGCCCACCAACGGUAUCGAAGACGCCGAGGAAGAGGCUCCCUCGUCUCCAUGGCAGACACUUCCGCCGGCCCCGCCUCCUCCGCUGCAAGCCCCUCCCCUUCCGGUAGAGGCCACACCCACUCCUGCCCAAGCCACACCUCCACCAACACAAGCCCCACCCUCUCUCCCACAGAACUUCCCCACACAUCCUUACGUCCCACCUCCUCCUGUGCAAGCUCUGCCUGCUCAGCCUGCUCCCCCAGCUGCUCCUCCUUCUUUUUCACAAGCUCCGCCCUUACCGGCACAACCCCAUGUCCCACCUCCGCAUCCCCAACCUCCUCCCCCAACAGAGGCUCUGCCCCCAUUUCCCCAGGCUCUGCCUCCUGCGACGGAAGCUCCACCCCUUGCACCGCAGGCCCCGCCCAUUCCGUCGAGGCCCAAGGUGAUGGCCCCCGUCUGCAUGCAUGCUCCGGAGAUGAGGCCGCCUCCCAUUCCAGCGAGGUCACGGGUCAACUCGGGUCCUCCCGUGAUUGCGAGGCCAAACUAAGAUGCCGUGCUUCUUUCAUUGUUGUCACGCUGUUUGUUAUUGACCCCGCCCUUCUGGGGUCGGUUUCGUGAUAGCUGCUGUUAACGUCCAGACUUGCCCUGGGUUUAACUAUUUGAGGGUGGUCAUCGAAACUGAUGGCAGGCGUGGAUGCAGUUCAGUUGUCUCCUUCACAUUGGACGGCUUUUCGACAGGUCGUCGCAAUCCCCUUACUGGGUAGACAGGCACAGCAGGCAGCGGUUGUAUAGUUGUAUCUAUCGUUUUGAGCAGUCGUGGUUGUCGUUUCCUCAUUGUUGAUGCCCUGUCUCGUGAAACGCAAAGAAAGACUCGUUCCCGCCACCCUAAUGUCCUUUUCUAGUCAAGCCAGUGGUUUCUCAUUUCUCUGCGGUUUUUGAGGGGUUGUACAAAUCUUUCCGCUUUACGAGGCUUUGUUUCGGCCGAUGCUCAUGUUGUGAAAUCGAUACUAAAAAGCUUUUGGCACGAUUCGAGCUUGGCUUUUUUAUUGGCUACAUCGAAAUUUGACUGUGAACAUUCCUGUUGUCUUUGGCUAUAUGAUCUGCAAGGGGCACAUUCAGGGAAAUGUUUUUUUCUCUGGACUUUCUCCACUUCUUUACUCCUGUUUGAUGCAUGAUACUGGUUUACCACUUUGAGUUAUCUUGCAGUGAUUUGUUAAAAUGAGCACGGCAUUACAUUUACUAAGCCUGUGGCUCAGAUUGGAAGUUGUUUUUCAUGUAAUGUAGAUAUGUGAAGCGGCAACUUAAAGUGGUCCUGUCUAGAUGUUUCAUAAGCAUGUGACAAAUAUAUAAUAUAUUUGCUACCUAGUUCAACCUCUUUGCCACUUGGUGUAUGCUUUAGACAAAAGUUUGUUUGGACGAUAUGGUUGCAUAUUUACGUAGCUCUUUUCUAUGUUGUAGCUGCACUGAUGCAACUUGUGGGUUGCUGCCUUAUAGCUAGCCAACCUUUUCAAUGUUGUUUGAACAGUUUGUUGAAGUAAUUGACUGCUGCUAGUACGUAAUAGCUUGCUUCCAAACAAAUCCUAAAUUAUCAUGCAGCGAGCAAUGCUUUCAGUACCCAUUCAGAGCCAUUCUGUUAAAGGGGAGAGUUUAUGAAGUAGCCUUAAUUUUUAUACCCCGGCUUUUCUGACUUUACGAUGUAACUACUCAUGGAUAUUGUUUUCUGCCUCGUGUACGGAGAUAGAAGUUUUUAGUUUAGCUCUCUGAUUGUGCUGUUGUAGGCAGACCUUUCUGCUUGAAUGGACUAACUGGCUUGUAUACCUGUUGCACGCACUAUCUUACAGUUGACUCAUGCUUGUUCAGCUUGAUGUGCUAGCUGAGCCCGUUGCCACUUUUUGACGCUCGGAUUCCACUGCGGCCAUUUUGAAAAGGUUACAUACGGUUUUGUCGUCUAUGAAGUAGACAUGGAACCUGCCGAGACGACGUGACUUGGCUAAUAUGUGCUCCUUACACACGUAGCCGUUCGGGUAUGAAAGACGGUAAUUGUACGCUCCAAUAGAAAAACGACAUUGGGACUGUAAGCUUUGUUUUCUUAAACUCAGAGUUAUAGAGGUAGAGUGCACCCCAAACUUAAUGCCGCCUCUGGGUUCCCAAACAUUGAGCUUGUGUCGGCUACUUACUGUUAAAUUUGGCACCAAAAGGUUUGGGAUGCCUUCUCAGGGUGGCACAGAAAUCGGGAACCCAAAUAUUCUUGAGAUGGUUUAUUCGGCUGCCGCAGGGACUGUCAGAAAUCGCAAAUGCUGUAGCGGCGUUAAGUUUGAGGCGCACUGUACCUAUAGAGGGUGUGCAAAGUGGAUGUCACACUCUAAAACGAGCCGUAAAAAUUGCUGCCUGCACAUGUCAAGCUCAAACUCUCAUUUAAUGUGCGUUGAGGUGGUGCAUUUUACUUUGUCAAAUUUCUAGGUAUAGUCUUUCUCUUGUAAAGAAAUUAAACCAACGAACUUACUAAAGUCAAUGGCGGGCAUGUUUGCAGACAACCUAUUUGGUGAUGAAUGUACCUUCUGGUGCCAUCUCCUUCUAGGUGCAGUGAGCAGACGACUCGGUUUGUUGUCUGCUAGCCCCGCCAAUCGGGAGAUGGCGCCACAAGUUGCACUCAUCGCCAACUCUGUCGUCUGCAAAUGCGCCCACCAUUGACUCAAGUUUGUUGGUCUAACUUUUUUACAGGAAGGGAACUAUGCAUUGAAAUUUCCGAAGGUAAAAUGCACCACCUCAAUGCACAUUCGGUAAAAGUUUGAGCUUUCGAUGUGCUGGCACCGAUUUUGAGGGCUCGUUUUACAGCGUAAGAUCCGCUGUGCACACCCUACACACAUCUUUGCUGUUAGCAGAGAUUUGUGUAGGGUCCCUCCACAAAAGCAUUCUUACAUGGAGAAUGCUUUUGUGGAGGGAUGUGUGCGAUGUUGGCAAUCAACAGAAUUAGCAGCCCCUACCCCCUUGAAGUCCAUCAUUUACACGAACGACGGGGAGCCGAGGGGAAUGCCAGUGUUAUCAGACGCACUUAAAGGCCCGUUCACACUCUUGCGACCUCUUAAAACUGGGUUCCUUGAAACCUCUUACAACGAGAGGACAGACUGGCGCCAUUUAUUGGGUAGCAGUGUAAACUUGGCGGUCCGGCAUAUUUUCUAUUUCUCUCGCGCAUUAUCCUUUCUUUCUUGGCUCGAAAAACUUUUGUUAACGUUAUAAACGAGCCUUUCUUAUAGGUAUUACGCACAUUUGACCUCGGAAAUACCGCAAAAUCUUCACUGUUGUGAAAUGCAGUUCCAGGGUCACCGCAUAGAUGGCACCACUGUGCCAGUAUGUUCUCUCGUCCGAAGAAAUUUUCGGAGGUUUUAACAACUUGGUCUCUCUCGGUCGUACUCGGUUGCAAGAGUGUGAACGUGCCUUAACGGUCGCACUCUUGACAACAGGGCUCCGUAUGCACUGACAGGAGUAGAAAAAUGGAAACGUACCUGAAACGGCGAGAUCUGAUUAUGGGGCUGUUAGAUGCAGAAGGCGACAAACUGUUUCCUGCUAAACCCUGUCGUAUGAGGAGCAACUUGACGGCACUGAUGAAUAUAGAAGACUCCUUCGGGUGCCUCAGACGCCAUGCGCGACAGCGCAAGUCACAACAAGUUAGGUAAUCUCUGUGCCACCGCCGGUAUCCCACAGAGCAAAAUUUGCAAAGUUGCCAGGUACGCGAUGCUUGCCAAGUUUAAAACCCCAAACCACCUUUUCAAAAUGGCCGCUUCAGGAUCGUGAGCUUGGGUUGCUUUUCUGCCGUCGCUUGCCUCUCGGUAGAGCCCGUACCGGCCUUCCGAGAAGUUGCGCGUGUCUAGUCUUUCCAAAGCGGACUCAGCGUGAGGUUAGCAUUAGCAGUUGCCUAUUAGCUUGCGAGCCCGAAUACUCCCGUUUGUUUCACCUACCCCCAUAGCCGUGUCGCAGGUGACCAUUAGCGUAACCGUGGCGUCGGCAAUAAUAUAUGUUGUAUAAUAUUGGAAAACAUGCUACUACUACGUGUAUAAUAUAUGCAGUGUUGAAGGACGUGAAAAAAAAAAAAGAAAGAAAAACAAUGUCGCAUGUUUUUGUAGCAACUUUGGCCUGGUGGAGAAGGCAGGAUGUUAUUUAUGUUAUGGAGUCACAGUUUUUUUUUUGUUUUCAUGGAUUUGAUGUGAAGUGAUGGAUCUUUUUUUUUUUAAUAAAGAUGUAUCUUUAUAUAUUUUGGUGUAGUC
This is a messenger RNA of Ixodes scapularis (black-legged tick), 7823 nucleotides long. RefSeq names its product synaptojanin-1 (gene Synj). Gene Ontology annotation, molecular function: RNA binding; phosphatidylinositol-4,5-bisphosphate 5-phosphatase activity. Lineage: Eukaryota; Metazoa; Arthropoda; Arachnida; Ixodida; Ixodidae. Bases 164 to 4108 code for a protein of 1314 amino acids. The transcript is spliced from 23 exons. The record is from RefSeq and is a predicted model, not a curated record. Gene Ontology annotation, biological process: phosphatidylinositol dephosphorylation; synaptic vesicle endocytosis.